Messenger RNA from Dromiciops gliroides (monito del monte), 777 nucleotides. Its product is annotated as kallikrein-7-like. The transcript is spliced from 5 exons. The coding region runs from base 1 to 777 and encodes 258 amino acids. Gene Ontology annotation, biological process: proteolysis. NCBI's taxonomy places the organism in Eukaryota, Metazoa, Chordata, Mammalia, Microbiotheria, Microbiotheriidae. The record is from RefSeq and is a predicted model, not a curated record. Gene Ontology annotation, molecular function: serine-type endopeptidase activity.
AUGGCUCAAGUACUCUGCCUUUGGCUGCUACAGCUGCUGCUGCUGGCAGCUGUUCGUGGGGCCCAGGGUAAGGAGGCAGGGAGUAAGACCAGGGAAGACAAGAUCAUUGAAGGAUACAAUUGUAGCCCGGGCUCCCACCCAUGGCAAGUGGCUCUGUUCAAUGAAAAUCAGCUGCACUGUGGUGGAGUGCUUGUGGAUGAGAACUGGGUGCUGACAGCUGCCCACUGCUUGAUGAAUAAGUACAAUGUACACCUGGGCAAAUACAAUCUGAAGGAGAAAGAGAUUGGGUCCCAAGUGAUCCAAGCCACCAGGUCAUACCUGUAUCCUUGGUACUCUACUGUCACCCACAUGAAUGACCUCAUGAUGAUAAAACUACCAGAACCAGCCAGGCUGGGGACUAACAUCAGACCUAUCACACUACCUUACAAGUGUGCCCCACCUGGCACCUCCUGCAGUGUCUCUGGCUGGGGCGCCACUAUCAGCCCAGAUGAGACAUAUCCAGAUAACCUCCAGUGUACAGAUGUGAAGCUCAUCUCCACUUCAGACUGCAAGAAGAUUUACAAGCAUCUAUUGAAGGAAGCCAUGCUGUGUGCUGGCAUCCCUGACUCUAAAACCAACACAUGCCGUGGUGACUCUGGGGGCCCAUUGGUGUGUGAUGGAGUCUUACACGGCCUGGUAUCAUGGGGAAUCUUACCUUGUGGCCAGCCCAAUGAGCCUGGUGUCUACACUGAAGUUUGCAAGUUUAUGCCCUGGAUCCUGAAAACCAUGAGGAGUUGA